Messenger RNA from Rhodofomes roseus, 1448 nucleotides. RefSeq names its product 60Kd inner membrane protein-domain-containing protein. The transcript has 5 exons. Gene Ontology annotation, cellular component: mitochondrial inner membrane. Gene Ontology annotation, molecular function: membrane insertase activity. Gene Ontology annotation, biological process: mitochondrial respiratory chain complex IV assembly; protein insertion into mitochondrial inner membrane from matrix. Lineage: Eukaryota; Fungi; Basidiomycota; Agaricomycetes; Polyporales; Fomitopsidaceae. The coding region runs from base 130 to 1356 and encodes 408 amino acids. The record is from RefSeq and is a predicted model, not a curated record.
GGCGAGCCGAGACGCUGUGGCUGCUGGCAUUUCAUCCCGUCGCCUCCACGCUUGACCAGAGUCGCCGCGGCUCUGCUACCAUCCAGUCAACCGCACUUUUGGUGGAACAGGCUUUUCAGUAGAUGAAAAAUGGUUUACGUGCAUAGGCUGGGAUAUUUGGGCUCGAGAGUGUCGCUGCAAGCAGCAUGUCACUCUCAGAGUCGGUUGACCGCUCCUAUCCUACUAUAUCGUACAAGACCACUUCAGUCGCUGCGGCCCAGUGGACUGUCCCAUAAUGCGCGGAGUUACUGGUGGUCCUCCUCCCCAAAAGCUCCUCAAGAGCCGGUUGUUGAUAAGCAACUGACUGCCGAGGAGUUUGCUCCGGAGCAGCCUUGGGCACUGGAACAGUCGCCGGUUGACCCUGUAGAAGGCAUAACCGCUGCAGUAAAUGCUCCGGUAACGGGCAGCGAGCUGGCGAGUGUGCCGACAGACAUUCCGGUAGACAUCUCUGCUCUCGUAUCAACUCCACCCCCACCCAUGCAGUAUGGCGACCUCGCAUCACUCGGACUGGUCGGCUGGAUGCCUGCAGGGUUUUGUCGGUGGGGUAUGGAGGCGCUUCAUGUGUCAACGGGCAUGCCGUGGUUCUGGACGAUCGUGGGCGCGACACUCAUCACGCGGGUGGUUCUCUUCCCUCUCACUGUGAAAUCCAUGCGCUCGACCGCCGCCCUGGCACCCCACCAGGAAGAGAUCAGCAGGCUGCGGCAGAAGAUGCAGCUCGCGCAGGAGAGCAAGGACAUGAUUCUCUUACAGCAGGUUGCUCUGAAGCAGCAAAGCAUCUACGAGAAGGCGGGCGUCAGCAUGGCCUCGAUGGCUCUGCUCCCUCUGGUCCAGCUCCCGAUCACGCUCGGCAUGUUUUUCGGCGUGAAGGCGCUGUGCGACCUGCCCGUCGAGCAGCUGAAGUACAGCGGACUAUCCUAUCUGCCCGACCUGACGGUCGCGGACCCUACUGGUGUUUUGCCCAUCGCCGCCGCUGUGCUGGUCAACCUCCAGCUCACUUUGGGCGCCCGUGAGAUGAUAGCAUCCCCUCAAACCGCUCAUUUGGUCAACCUCUUCCGCGUCAUGUCUCUCGUCAGUAUACCGCUUUGUUGGAACCUUCCCACAGGCACCAUGGUAUACAUCAUCACGAGCAUCAUUGGACUCAUGGGACAAAGCCUCGUCUUGCGGCCCACGGCCAUCAAAAGAUUACUCAAGAUCCCCAUCGUGAAGGACCAGCAGCAGGCUAAGCCCGCAACUAUAAUGGAAUCCAUCGCUUUUUUGAAGAAGUGGUGGCAGGACAAAAAGCGGGAGCAGGAGGCUGCCAUUAGGAGAAGGCGAUAAUCAAACGUCGUGUAGACUUACUGUAUACUUGGGCUAAUUGAUUGCUUCCAACUCUGCUCAGGGAAGCAGUGUGGUCUAUCGCCUAUCCAGUC